Carlito syrichta (Philippine tarsier) is the source of this 874-nucleotide messenger RNA. RefSeq names its product ST6 N-acetylgalactosaminide alpha-2,6-sialyltransferase 6 (gene ST6GALNAC6). The transcript is spliced from 3 exons. Gene Ontology annotation, biological process: oligosaccharide metabolic process; ganglioside biosynthetic process. The record is from RefSeq and is a predicted model, not a curated record. Gene Ontology annotation, molecular function: alpha-N-acetylgalactosaminide alpha-2,6-sialyltransferase activity. Bases 148 to 747 code for a protein of 199 amino acids. Lineage: Eukaryota; Metazoa; Chordata; Mammalia; Primates; Tarsiidae.
CACAGAGCGGCCACGGUAGUGUCACCUUUCCUUGCCCCCUAGACGCUGCCUUCCCGCUGCCACCAGUGUGUGAUUGUCAGCAGCUCCAGCCACCUGCUGGGCACCAAGCUCGGCCCCGAGAUCGAGCGGGCAGAGUGUACCAUCCGCAUGAACGAUGCUCCCACCACAGGCUACUCGGCCGACGUGGGCAAUAAGACCACGUUCCGCGUGGUGGCCCAUUCCAGCGUGUUCCGGGUGCUGAGGAGGCCCCAGGAAUUCGUCAACCGGACCCCCGAGACCGUGUUCAUCUUCUGGGGCCCCCCGAACAAGAUGCAGAAGCCUCAGGGCAGCCUCGUGCGCGUCAUCCAGCGGGCAGGCCUGGCCUUCCCCAACCUGGAGGCCUACGCCAUCUCUCCCACCCGCAUGCGCCAAUUUGACGACCUCUUCCGGGGUGAGACAGGCAAGGACAGGGAAAAGUCCCAUUCGUGGCUGAGCACUGGCUGGUUCACCAUGGUGAUUGCAGUGGAGUUGUGUGACCACGUGCACGUCUACGGCAUGAUUCCCCCCAACUACUGCAGCCAGCGGCCCCGCCUGCGGCGCACGCCCUACCACUACUACGAGCCCAAGGGGCCGGACGAGUGUGUCACCUACAUCCAGAACGAGCACAGCCGCAAGGGCAACCACCACCGCUUCAUCACGGAGAAGAGGGUCUUCUCGUCUUGGGCGCAGCUGUACGGCAUCACCUUCUCCCACCCCUCCUGGACCUAGGCCGGCCCGCCUGUGGGACCUCGGGGGACACGCGGGGGCUCUCCGCCCCGCCCUGGCCGUCUCCUGGCCAAUCAGGGCCGGAUGGAGUGCCUCCCAGCCAGUCAGGGCCCGAGGAGGGUUGUCCUUC